AUGGCAUCAUUUGAUAACCAAUCCCUAUGGUCUGAAAUUGACAUUCUGAAGUUGCUGGAAUGCAGGAAGAAGAAUAUCCCAUUAGAUGACUUCAGUGAAUUAAAAAACAGCCAAGCAGACCUAAAUUGGAACAAUGUAGGUUUUGGACAGUUUUCAGGAGAAAUGUGCAAACAGAAAUGGAUGGAGAUUUAUUGUAAUUUAAGGAUGUUUGGCACACUGAGAGAAUUGCUGGAAGCCAAGUGCUUAUGGAAAAAAACUUGCAAAAAUGAUAUAGUCAAGCACCAUCCUGACAGACUCAGAAAACCCUGGACUGCUUAGUUGUUUUAUUUUACAAGGAACAGAGAGCCAAUACUGCCAGAUGUACCCUAGGUACAGUUAACCAAAGUCCUGGCUGAGAAAUACCAUCAGCUGCCAGAGGAGAUAAAGCAGAGAUAUGUCCGAUUCAAGAAGGAGAAGCGAGCCUUUUAGGAAAAGAUGACUCAAUUUAAGGAAAAUCAUCUUGUUUCAGGGCAUCCUAAGAAAUCUGUGGUGCCCCGCAGUCACCAAACCAAAGUCUCUAAGAAGUCACAAGGAGAUAUGAAAAACAAAGUCUCUUCUAAACAUGGCAUUUCCCAAACAUUUUCUUCAGACAUGAAAUUUCAGGGAGAACCCAAAUUUCAUCAAGAUUCAUGGUCAAGUUUGGAGUUGAGGCAUCUGUCCUUGGGGUGUGCUAGAUUGAGAAGGCAUUGGCAUCCAGUCCCAGAGUACCUGAAAGAGCAUUAUAGCAGAUAGGUUGAGGGGCUACAGAAACAAUACUGGAUGGGGCUGGACCUCUGGCUCAAGGAACUGUCACCAGAGGGAUGUGCUGCAUACAAAGAGGCAAGGGUCACCUGUGGUAAGCAAAAAAUCAUGAGCAUGUUUCGAGGCAGAAGCUACAAGUUUGGACGAACAGGAUCUGUUGGAAAGGUAGAGGAGCUGCUGGAUCCCAGGGCAGAUUCUUCAGUGAAUAAUCAGGGCCAUCAUGAUGGCUCCCAGGUAUCCAUGCAAGGUAUGAUAGAUGAUAUUGACGAGGAAGACUCUAGCAACGCCUCGGAUUCUAGCAGUACAGAUGAUGAUGACGAAAAUCUUUGUCAUGGGAACAUCACGAUUAAACUGCAUUUUAGUCACUUUCAUGUUCUCAAUCAUUGUUUAAAACCAUCCAAGCAAAACCCAAGACAUUUCCUACAGAUAAGGAAUUGUCCUCUCUGUGUUUUUGUACUUCCUUGCUUUUCUCUCCUACAGCCUUUGCUUACUAAACACAAAGGAGUGCAGUAUGGGGAGAAGGGAGUUUGCCAAACUUUGAAUAAAGCAACGAAAUCUCUGGUCUCCGGUAGUGUGGCCCCACAGAGACGCCUUGCCUCACAGAGGACUACUGUAGCUCCUAAGAGGGGCCCCAGCAUGGUGCAAAAGAAUCCUGGUGCGGGCAAUGGAGAUGAUGAAGCAGCCGAAUUGAUGCAGCAGUAUUGA
This is a messenger RNA of Rattus rattus (black rat), 1485 nucleotides long. It is a transcript of the gene Ubtfl1, whose product is annotated as upstream binding transcription factor like 1. The record is from RefSeq and is a predicted model, not a curated record. NCBI's taxonomy places the organism in Eukaryota, Metazoa, Chordata, Mammalia, Rodentia, Muridae.